Diprion similis is the source of this 812-nucleotide messenger RNA. RefSeq lists its product as uncharacterized. NCBI's taxonomy places the organism in Eukaryota, Metazoa, Arthropoda, Insecta, Hymenoptera, Diprionidae. The transcript is spliced from 2 exons. The record is from RefSeq and is a predicted model, not a curated record. Bases 308 to 685 code for a protein of 125 amino acids.
AAACUGGAGUUAUUAACUGCUGGGUAGCGCAUUUUUUCAUCGGCAUAACAAGUCGACGCGUUUGUCCACCGACACGUUUCAGCGGCGAUGUUACAGUCCUUGGAAAAAUAUUUUUACACAUUUGAAAUUUGUAAAUUUUUAGGCGUACGCUUAAUAUUUUAGGCUCAAAGUAUUUUGUGAAAUUCGUGCAGUGACGUGGGUGAACAGAUAGAACACCUAAACGAAAACAAAUUUUACACUACCACGCGGGCGUUAUUCGGACUGAUAUUAAAUUUUGGAAUUAACAAAAAAAUUACUGACAAAGAACAUGGCGUCUCAUUGCUUUCAGUCACGCAUCAUACUUGGUUCUAUCUUAUUUUUAUUGAUUGGCUGCUCGAUCAUUGACGCGGCGGAAUUCACGGAGGAGCACAAAAAUGUUUUGGACAAACUCGCGAUGAUAGUGGCCGAAAAGGAGAGCAGCCCGGAAAAAACGGUGGUUGGUUCCAGAGCAGUUUUUCCAGCUCAAAAAGAGGAGACGGAACUGGAGAGAGCGGAAAGGGUUAACAAGGGAUUCGAAAGAAUGAUUCAAAUGGUGAACAUCCUCGGUCAAGUCGACAACUUUAUUUCUGACAGAACGAAAAAUGUCGUCCGUAAAUUAAACGCGAUGUACGAUGUUGACGAUCAUGAAAAAUCCAGAGGUGCAUGAAUACCGCGUGAUAAUCCUUCUCACUUUUUAAUCUGUAACUUAAAAUAAAAUAAGAUAACUCAAAUAAUUGAAAAAAAAAAAAAAAAAUACCUCACACUUCCACAAUUUCAUCGUUACAGAAAAUUCA